AUGCCUCAAAUAUCCCCUCUUUUUUGAAUAAAUUUAUAUAUUAUGUUUUUGUUGAGUUUAAUUUUAGUAUUAGUUGUACAGUAUUUUUUAGUAAUUUAUUGUAAAUUAGAUCGGGUAGGAAAAAUGGAUCGGGAGAUUGAGAAAAUUUGAAAAUGAUAA
This is a messenger RNA of Procambarus clarkii (red swamp crayfish), 159 nucleotides long. The record is from the annotation of a RefSeq genome assembly. Lineage: Eukaryota; Metazoa; Arthropoda; Malacostraca; Decapoda; Cambaridae.